AUGACUUUGGAAAAAUAAUAGGUUGGAGAUUUGUAUGGAGUUUUGGCUUAAACUAAAGAUAAUGAUCACAUAGUCUUACAAAUCUUAAUUAAAAUUUUCGAAAAAGAUAAAGUUUAAGACCAUGUAGAAUUUCUCUCUAAAGAUCUAAAUCUAAGGCAAAUAAAAAAAGAAAUAUCAUAGGCAAAAUACUAAUCACUAUUUGAUAAGAAAUAGAUAAUCAAUAUUGAUAAAAAUGCCAUUUAGAGAAUAAAGGAUGUUCUCAAUAAAAUUAUGGAUCAUGAAUUUAAUAAACAGAAUUACUCGAUAGAUGAUUAUUAAGGAAUUAAAAAGGAUCUCAUUAUAAAAAUAUCAUGGGAUAAGAAAAUCAUAGAAUUUCUCAAAUUUUUAGUUCAUCUAACUGCUUUGGAUAGGAGAUAUAUUUAGUGUGGAUCAAAUUCUCUUCAUUUGCUAGUCUGGAUGAAAAUUGAUUUGAGGGAAUAAAAUUUUGAGAAUAUCAGGAUUAGAGAUACCUCAUUAGUUGGGGGAAAUUUUGUACGAUGCAUAUUCAAUGGAUCAGAAUUUGACAAUGUAGAUAUAAGUGGAAUGAACUUGAAUUAAUCUUAAAUGGUUUGUUGUAAAUGGCAAAAUAUCAAAAUUCAUGAGUUAAAUAUAUUAGAUGCUCAUGGGGAAAGUAUCAAUUAGGUAUGCUUUUCUCCAGAUGGUAAGUCAUUAGCUUCUUGUAGUGAUGAUAAUUCGAUAAUAUUGUUGGAUGUUAAAACAGGAAAAAUUAAGUCUAGAAUCAAGGAAAAGGAAGAAGUAAAAUCAGUAUGCUUCUCACCAAAUAAUAAUACAUUAAUUUUCAGCUAAGGAGAAUUUGUGUAUUUAUGGAAUCUUUAAACAAGCAAAUAACAAGCCAAAUUAGAUGGUCAUUCAAAUUUUGUUAAUUCAAUUUGUUACUCUUUUGAUGGUACUACAUUAGCAUCUGGUAGUUCUGAUAACUCUAUCCGUUUAUGGGAUGUUAAGACAAGAUAAUAAAAAGCAAAAUUAGAUGGACAUUCAAGUGCGGUUUAUUCAAUUUGUUACUCUCCUGAUCGUACUACAUUAGCAUCUGGUAGUGAUGAUAACUAUAUCCGUUUAUGGGAUGCUAAAACAGGAUAAUAAAAAGCCAAAUUAGAUGGUCAUUCUGGAACAGUGUAUUCAAUUUGUUACUCUCCUGAUUGUACUACAUUAGCAUCUGGUAGUGAGGAUAAGUCUAUCCGUUUAUGGGAUGCUAAAACAGGAUAAUAAAAAGCCAAAUUGGAUGGUCAUUCAGGUUAUGUUAAAUCAGUCAAUUUCUCUCCCGAUGGUACUACAUUAGCAUCUGGUAGUUCUGAUCACUCUAUCCGUUUAUGGGAUGUUAAGACAGGAUAAUAAAAAGCAAAAUUAGAUGGUCAUUACUCAACAGUUAAUUCAAUUUGUUACUCGCCUGAUGGUACUACAUUAGCAUCUGGUAGUGAUGAUGAGUCUAACCGUUUAUGGGAUAUUAAGACAGGAUAAUAAAAAGCCAAAUUAGAUGGUCAUUCAUCAUAAGUUUUUUCAAUUUGUUACUCUCCUGAUGGUACUACAUUAGCAUCUGGUAGUGAGGAUAACUCUAUCCGUUUAUGGGAUGCUAAAACAGGAUAAUAAAAAGCCAAAUUAGAUGGUCAUUCUGGAACAGUGUAUUCAAUUUGUUACUCUCCUGAUUGUACUACAUUAGCAUCUGGUAGUGAGGAUAAGUCUAUCCGUUUAUGGGAUGUUAAGACAGGAUAAUAAAAAGCAAAAUUAGAUGGUCAUUACUCAACAGUUAAUAAAAUUUGUUACUCUCCUGAUGGUACAACAUUAGUAUCUGGUAGUAGAGAUAACUCUAUUCGCUUAUGGGAUGUUAAGACAGGAUAAUAAAAAGCCAGAUUAGAAGGUAAUACUUCAAUAUUUAAUUCAAUUUGUUACUCUCCUGAUGGUACUACAUUAGCAUAUCGUAGUAGAGAUACCUCUAUCCGUUUAUGGGAUGUUAAGACAGGAUAAUAAAAAGCCAAAUUAGGUGGUCAUUCAGUUUGGGUUAAUUCAAUUUGUUACUCUCCUGAUGGUACUACAUUAGUAUCUGAUAGUUCUGAUAACUCUAUCCGUUUAUGGGAUGUUAAGACAGGAUAAUAAAAAGCCAAAUUAGAUGGUCAUUCAUCAUAAGUUUUUUCAAUUUGUUACUCUCCUGAUGGUACUACAUUAGCAUCUGGUAGUGCAGAUAACUCUAUCCGUUUAUGGGAUGUUAAGACAGGAUAAUAAAAAGCCAAAUUAGAUGGUCACUCUAAUACAGUUAAUUCAAUUUGUUACUCUCCUGAUGGUACUACAUUAGCAUCUGGUAGUGCAGAUAACUCUAUCCGUUUAUGGGAUGUUAAGACAGGAUAAUAAAAAGCCAAAUUAGAUGGUCACUCUAAUACAGUUAAUUCAAUUUGUUACUCUCCUGAUGGUACUACAUUAGCAUCUGGUAGUGCAGAUAACUCUAUCCGUUUAUGGGAUGUUAAGACAGGAUAAUAAAAAGCCAAAUUAGAUGGUCACUCUAAUACAGUUAAUUCAAUUUGUUACUCUCCUGAUGGUACUACAUUAGCAUCUGGUAGUGCAGAUAACUCUAUCCGUUUAUGGGAUGUUAAGACAGGAUAAUAAAAAGCCAAAUUAGAUGGUCACUCUAAUACAGUUAAUUCAAUUUGUUACUCUCCUGAUGGUACUACAUUAGCAUCUGGUAGUGCAGAUAACUCUAUCCGUUUAUGGGAUGUUAAGACAGGAUAAUAAAAAGCCAAAUUAGAUGGUCACUCUAAUACAGUUAAUUCAAUUUGUUACUCUCCUGAUGGUACUACAUUAGCAUCUGGUAGUGCAGAUAACUCUAUCCGUUUAUGGGAUGUUAAGACAGGAUAAUAAAAAGCCAAAUUAGAUGGUCAUUCUAAUACAGUUUAUUCAAUUUGUUACUCUCCUGAUGGUACUACAUUAGCAUCUGGUAGUGCAGAUAAGUCUAUCCGUUUAUGGGAUGUUAAGACAGGUUAAUAAAAAGCCAAAUUAGUUGGUCAUACACUUGAAGUUUUUUCAAUUUGUUACUCUCCUGAUGGUACUACAUUAGCAUCUGGUAGUUAAGAUUUGUCUAUCCGUUUAUGGGAUGUUAAGACAGCACAAGAGUUUCUACCUUAAGCUAAUUGUUACCAAGACCUUCUUACUUAGUUUAAAUUACCACUUGAAAUUCAGCCAAUUUUUAACAAUAGUAUUUAUUAAUAUUAUUCUUUAGCUGAGAUCGAUCGUACAAUACUACGAAUAUGUUAAAAUCCACUUUUGGAAGCUUCAGGAGCUUUUAUUUUGAAAGGAGUAAUUGAAAAUUAUUCAGGUUAUGAUUUAAGACCCUUAUUCAAAUCGAAAGACAGAUUGAUUAUAGAAAACUUUAAAGAAUAGGAAUAAGAUUGA
Messenger RNA from Paramecium octaurelia, 3435 nucleotides. NCBI's taxonomy places the organism in Eukaryota, Ciliophora, Oligohymenophorea, Peniculida, Parameciidae. The record is from the annotation of a GenBank genome assembly.